Doryrhamphus excisus (bluestripe pipefish) is the source of this 6480-nucleotide messenger RNA. RefSeq names its product cytoplasmic polyadenylation element binding protein 4b (gene cpeb4b). Gene Ontology annotation, molecular function: mRNA 3'-UTR binding; translation factor activity, RNA binding; mRNA regulatory element binding translation repressor activity. The record is from RefSeq and is a predicted model, not a curated record. Lineage: Eukaryota; Metazoa; Chordata; Actinopteri; Syngnathiformes; Syngnathidae. Gene Ontology annotation, cellular component: neuron projection; nucleus; cytoplasm. Gene Ontology annotation, biological process: negative regulation of cytoplasmic translation.
UCGGCCACGGUCGGCUUCAGUAGAGGGGGGGCAGCCAAAGCACACACACAUACACACACACAAGGAAUCAGGCAGAUAAAAAAAAUACUGAAGCGAAAAAUGAAACCGACCGAAUAAGGCUUGUGACACAUCCGUAUCCGAGUGCAUUUGACGCGUUGCCACGAAGCCCUUGGAUGACACGGUCCACAGUGGAGGCAUAGCGGUGUCAUUGAGCAGGCAGGACACGUCAAGAGAAGGGAGGAAGAGAAAAAAAAAAGCUGACCGACAGCACUCAGCUUUUUAAAUCGCCUCUGCCUGCAUUUAAAACAUCCUUCCAGGGACGACACCUUGCUGUCAAGCGGACGGAAGGUUCUCGACAAAAGAGGUCGGAGGUGGUGAUCAGAAGGACCAAACGAUCACGGGAUACUAUUUGUGUGUGGGGGGAGCAAACAAAUGGGGGAUUACGGCUUUGGAGUCCUAGUUCAAAACAACACUGGCAACAAGUCCGCAUUCCCGGUCCGGAUCCACCCGCAUCUGCAGCCCCCACACCACCACCAAAAUGUGUCGCAGAGCCCUGCUGCGUUCAUAAACAGCACCACAGCCGCGGGGAAUGGCACCACGGCGAGCUCACCCUGGCUCUUCCCGGCCUCUGCCACCCACAGCAGCGUGCAGGACGAAAUCAUUGGGGGGCCUGACAAGCCCAAAGCACAGCAGCAAGAAAUGCAAGAAACGCAAGAAAAGCAGCUCUCCCCCGGGAGUCACCAAGAGGGCGGAGGUGGCGGCGGCAGCAUCAUCAUCUCAGAACUGGAGAAGAGCCGGUCGGAGGAUGGCAAGACGGACAACGGCGCCCCCGACGCGGGGAAAGAUAAGCAAAUCCGCCUCGAGUCUCCUGUGCUGACAGGCUUUGAUUACCAGGAGACACCUGGUCUCGGGGGCCCGGUUCAAUCCAGUACCACGUCAUCGUCACUCACUGGCUUCAACAACUGGUCGGCGGCCAUCCCGCCGGCGCCGUCAACCAUUAUCAACGAGGACGUCAGCUUCUUCAACCCUGCCUCUGCCAGCAACGGGCCUCUGCUGUUCCAGAACUUCUCGCAUCACGUCAGCCCGGGGUUCGGCGGAAACUUCUCCCCUCAAAUAGGACCAGCCGGCACCCUCUCGCAGCACCACCCGGCACCCCCGCCGCACCCCCACUUCCAGCAUCCACACAAUCAACACCAGCAGCACCGGCGCUCGCCCGCCUCGCCGCACCCUCCUCCGCCCUUCCCACACAGGAAUCCGGCCUUCAACCAGUUGCCGCAUUUGUCCAACAGCCUGAGCAAGCCUCCGUCCCCCUGGGGGCCAGCGAGCUACCAGAGCCCCUCGCCUUCCCCGGGCUCCUCCACCUCCUGGAGUCCCGGAGGUGGUUACGGAAGCGGUGGGGGUGGCUGGGGUGGAUCUCAGGGCCGAGAUUAUCGCAGAGGGCUCAAUGGCGGUAUGACCCCUAUCAACUCUAUCUCACCGCUGAAGAAGACCUUCCUGAACAACCACGUGGCCUCCCAGAAGUACCCUCGCAACAACCCCGGGGGCUUCAACCCCAAGUCUUGGAUGGAUGAUGGAGUUGGACGCAGUGAUAACAUCUUCCCAUUCCAGGAACGCACCAGGUCGUUUGACAGCUUCAACAUGAACACUCUGGAGAGCUCCCUGAUUGACAUCAUGAGGGCUGAGCAGGACAACUUGAAAGGUCGUCUGGGGUUCCCCCAUCCUGGCGGGGACAACCCACUGCCCCUCAAUGCCAGGAGUUAUAGCAGGAGACGAGGCCAUUCUUCCCUCUUCCCCAUGGAGGAUGGAUUCCCUGAUGACGAGCGUGGUGAUCAGGGUCUCGCAGGCCUCGGCUCCCCACACUGCUUUCCACACCAGAAUGGGGAGCGUGUGGAGCGCUACUCACGCAAGGUUUUUGUGGGAGGAUUGCCCCCAGAUAUAGAUGAAGAUGAGAUAACUGCCAGUUUUCGACGUUUUGGACACCUGUUUGUUGACUGGCCUCAUAAAGCCGAGAGCAAGUCUUAUUUCCCCCCUAAAGGCUACGCCUUCCUGCUCUUCCAGGACGAGAGCUCCGUGCAGGCUUUGAUUGAUGCCUGCAUCGAGGAGGAUGGCAAGCUGUACCUGUGUGUGUCCAGUCCCACCAUCAAAGACAAACCGGUCCAGAUCCGCCCGUGGAACUUGAACGACAGUGAUUUUGUGAUGGAUGGAUCGCAGCCCCUGGACCCCAGGAAAACUAUUUUUGUUGGAGGGGUCCCUCGCCCGUUACGUGCAGUGGAGCUGGCCAUGAUCAUGGACCGUCUGUACGGCGGUGUGUGCUAUGCCGGCAUCGACACAGACCCCGAGCUGAAGUACCCGAAAGGAGCAGGGCGGGUCGCCUUCUCUAAUCAGCAGAGUUACAUUGCUGCUAUCAGUGCUCGCUUUGUGCAGCUGCAGCACGGAGAAAUCGAUAAACGGGUGGAAGUGAAGCCAUACGUGCUGGAUGACCAGCUGUGCGACGAGUGCCAGGGGACUCGCUGUGGCGGCAAGUUUGCGCCAUUUUUCUGCGCCAACGUCACCUGCUUGCAGUACUACUGCGAGUACUGCUGGGCAGCCAUCCACUCGCGCGCUGGACGGGAGUUCCACAAGCCGCUCGUGAAGGAAGGCGGCGACCGGCCUCGUCACAUCUCGUUCCGCUGGAACUGAAUGCCACGACGCCAUGACGACGGCGCGGCGGCGGAGGGAAGCAGGAGGGCAAGGUAGUGCAGGAGUCACAAAUCAUUUUAACAAAUAAAUGCACUUUUCUGUUGCUGGUUCCUUUGUGCUCAACAACUAUUUUUAAGUUAAUAUUUAUAUUUUCAAGAGAGAAAACAGGAAUAUAUCAAAAGUAUGUCCAGCAAGGAAAAAAAGUUGUUUUCAUUUUGUUUUUUUUUUUUUUUUUUUUUUUUAAAUAUUGUCCCCAAAAAUGCUUCUAUAGGAACGUUGAUGUGUUAUGGUACUCUGCUAUUCAAUUGGCAUGCUGUUCUUACUCUGUGGUUUUUUUUUUUGGGGUAUGAAAACUCUCCCCCCGCCCUCAAGCAAAGAAAACUAUUUUAAAUUUGACGUUUUGAUUUUGUAGCAGAGCUCUUAUGAAUUGAAAAAGAUGUUUCUGAAGAAGAGUGCACUUAUUUCAACAGCAGUAUAGCAGACCCUUAGUUCAUAACCAAAGCUGUUUUAAUAUCUUAGCAUCACAGAAAUAGAGAGAGGCCACACUCUUCUUGUUUUUUCCAGUCCCAACAGAAAAAAAAAAUCUCAUAAUUUGUGGUUUCGAUCUCCAAACUUGACAUGCAAAAACUAAUACCUCAAAAAAAAAAAAAAAAAAACUCAGCUGCUAACAUUUUACCCGUGUUCUCUCCCUUUUUUGGGGGGUGGGUGGGUGGGCGGAGCUACGAUGUCACUGGCACACUUCUGUACUUCGCUAGCUUCGUUGCCUCCAUAUGUUUUGUUUUGUAUCUGUAAUAUGGUACCAGCGCAAGCAAGAGUGCAUUAUGGGAAUGUAUCGCAAUGGGCGGGAGCCCCCCCAACCCCCCCCAAGCUAACCCGCUAAUCCAUGCGGGCCUCGUUAUUAGAUCUAUUAGAGGUCACAUCCUUCCACACUGGAAUAGAAAUAUGAAAAACGAUCUGGUUUAGUAGCCAUUUUACCGUUUUUAUGGGGCUACAACCACAUUUAGAAAAGUACGUCACAUGUUUAGCGGGGGUGGGAAACCAUACGGAUUUUUUGUUUUUUUGUUUUUACAAGAAAGCCUCAUCCCACCCUUGCAAUUUUUGAAUUAUUCUAGGCAUUUUUUGUUAGCAUAAAUAAAAGUAGUAGUACCACUACUGCUUCUACUACUACACACUUUAGGUCCAGCAACCAAAGAUGGCUGUGUAGUAGUAACUCAUUUCCUGUUUGUAGUUGAUUUAAAAUAAUAAUAAUAAUAAAUCAGCCCCCUUUUUAUCCUGCCGUCAAAACCAAAGAUUUGGCCUUAAAAAUACAAACGGCAGUAAAAUCGCAUCAAAAUAUUCACUUCCUUCUCGCUAUUUUCCAACAUGACAAAAUAUAAAAGUGCACAUUCACACGGUGAACAUAUUGCUUUCUAGGGUGCACUCACACUGGGCAAAGAUUUGACUAGUGCCUGGACGUAUCAUCAUCAUCAUCAUCAUCAUCGUAGUAUUAUCAAUGCAUUCACUUCCUCCCGCCAGUAAUGAAUAACCUUGCACAGUAGAAAUAAGGAAACCUUGCAGUAAAUGUAUUAGAAAGUGACGACUCCAACUCCCAAUAAGUGCAGCAAGCACAGCGUGAGUGCCGAGCGUGAUGUGAUGGGCCUAGUGUGAGUGUGCCCCCCUCACCCCCCACCCCCAAAAAAUUCCCCCCACUAUAGAUGUUUCCAACACUUUUGGGAACAAUUGUUCAAAAUGAGAUGAAAAUUAUUUUAUACAUGGCCUGCUGAUUUUUUGAAAGUGUUUUCUAGCUAAAUUAUUUUGUCAUGCACAUAUAAAAAUUUAUUAUGCACUCCUUUUCUAGAUUUUUUUCUCUUUUUUUUUCACUUUUCCGACAGUCAUUUUAGGCACAUUUUUCACAGAUGGGGAAACUCCUUUUUGCAAUACCUCAAUUUUUUCACAUUGUGAAAGGUAGCUUUUGUACUUUUGUUACUGAGAGAUCUGCAUAUAUGGAAAUGUUCAUUUUAAAGAAGAUUAAAAAAAAAAUAGAGCUGAGUGAUUUCAAGAUAUAUAAUAUUAUUUUCAAUUAUGCUUUUUAUACAUUUCAGUGCUGAGGACUCUUUAACAACCUUAAAAAAAAUGUGUGUUGAUGCGACUACUUCACAGAGAAGAGACCAAAGUGUAUCCGCUCUUUUGGUCUUUCAGCUUUUCCUACACUUGAUGUUUCCAGUCUAAUCAUAAUAAUAAUAAUAAUAAUAAUAAUAUUAAUAAUAAUAAUAAUAAUAGCAUGGCGAGAAAUAACUAAAAAAAAUGACAAAAAAAAGUGGUGAUCUUAAAAUUUGAUGUGACUUAACAACUGCGAAAAAUCUGACACUUAACGCUGAAUCUCGUAUCACAAGAAUGGAUGUUUGGUGUUUAGAUAUUUUAAUAUUUGAUGAAAAAAAACGUAUAUAAAUAUAUACAUAUAUAUAUAUUCUUGCCAACUAGCACCUAUUGUAAUCCUUAGCAUGCAUGGCGACAAAAAAAAAACACAAAAAAAACAGAAAAUGAAUUAGCUAUGAAAUAAACUGUUGUGAUGUGCACCAAAUGUUUCUCAGCUAUUGUUAAGGAUAACCUCCCCGUAAUCCGUUGUGCCCCCAUCUCUUCUCUCGCACCCCCAUUGGCAGACCUCAGCGGGAUGCACAAAACAGAAGCUAUUAGCGUGAAAGUUAGGUUUUGUUUUUAUGGUUUUUUUUUUGGCAGUGAAGCAUCCUUCUAGAACACUGUUGGGGGAAAAAAAAACAACAACUAAUAAAGACUUGAUAAAUCUUACACAGACCUACAUGGAGGAAGGGGAGUUUUAAGACUUGAAUGUGGUAAAAAAAAACUUAAAAAUAAAGACAAAAAAAUACAAUGUUGCAAGUUAACUUUCAAGUUGUUAUGUGCAAUACUUCUUUUGAACCUUUUUCCAGAUGAAAGACUCUUUGCAAUGUAAUUCUUUAAGAAAAAAAAUGCCAUUUUUAAUUAUUGCAGACAUUUAAUUAAAGAAGAUGUUAAUAUGUUUUUUCACAAGUCAUUUUCUACUGUUUAAUGUAAUCCUUUUCAUGCUGGUGUUUGUAAAAAAAAAAACAGAAAAGAAAUCCAACUAUUUGUACUAAUAUAAAUAAUUGAAGUUAUUUUUAAAACAUUAAAAAAAAAGGUUUUUGUGCUCAUUUUGCUUAUAUAUAUUUUUUUGGUUUAUUUGAAGCUACUGUGAUUGAUUGCAUUGUAAUUAUUAGGUCAACAAUGUAUUUAGCUGUUUAUUGGUAUAUUUUUAAUUGGAAUGUAUAAUUGAUUUUUAUAAUUUUGAUCAGAUUUUUUGUUCUAUUUUUGAGGUGAAGCUUUUAAUAUGUUCAAAGUGUCUAGUUUUUACUAAUUGCUAUAUUGUGCUCCACAAUAUAUGGUUCACAUUUUCUGAAGGAAAAGAAAUAUUUAAAUAUUUGUCUGUUAAUGUUACUUAAUGGCAAGAUUUCAAUAGUUUUUAACUGUGUAUGGGAAGGUUGUUGUAUUUAUUAAUAGCAUUUUUUUACUUAAGAUAUCACCUUAAUUUUUAUUGUCAUUUCACUUUAUAAGUUCCUAUUUUUGUAUUUUCCUUUCUAAUUAAGUUAUGUAAUACGGAUAUGUCCAUAUUUCUAGGAGUUGGUCUGUAGAAGUGCUAGUGAAAACAAAAAGAAAAAUCUAAUGUUAUUUAAUUGUUUGCGGCCAACUAUUUAUAUAACAGUAUGCAUAAUUUUAAAAUAUUUGUAAUGUGAAAUGUUGAAUGAAAUAAACCUUAACUGUGAUGAAAAUGUGUUGUGUGCUUAUUUAUAU